Physcomitrium patens is the source of this 4148-nucleotide messenger RNA. RefSeq lists its product as uncharacterized. Gene Ontology annotation, molecular function: metal ion binding; ATP binding; protein kinase activity. NCBI's taxonomy places the organism in Eukaryota, Viridiplantae, Streptophyta, Bryopsida, Funariales, Funariaceae. The record is from RefSeq and is a predicted model, not a curated record. Gene Ontology annotation, cellular component: PAN complex; P-body. Gene Ontology annotation, biological process: protein phosphorylation; nuclear-transcribed mRNA poly(A) tail shortening; mRNA processing.
AAGCUUUUUCAUUUCAUUUGUUCCCACAUUCAGUUCAUGUCGUCUUUUCUUCCCUGAAUCUGUUCUUCUCAAUCCCUAUUCACUCUGCUCCCCCUGAUGCUAUCUGUCUUCGCUAGGUUGUACACCACUCGGAACUGUUUUGAUUCUAUAUAGGAACUGUUUUCUUGUGAUACCCUUUCGAACUGAAUUCCACGCUUGGUUGUGCUCUGAUUGGUACUCUGUUUGGAACCCUGUACACGAUUCUGCGUCGCAUUGCACUUGGGCCUGGUUGACUACAGGCAAGCAGAGUGAUUCAUCAUCUAUGCGAAGUUCUAAGACAGACUUCAGAUUGACGAUAUAUUUGGUCCAGGAGAAAGAAGAUGGUUAUGGCUAGGAAUUGAGAGUGUCAUGGAAGUAAACCCCCCUCCGAUGCAAUGAGUGUUUCACCACAAAAGCCCCCUGUCAGCAACGUGACUUGUCGCUACUGGGCAACAUCAGGGACUUGCUUUUUUGGUGAUCAGUGCAACUUCGCUCACAAUCCUGCUGACAGAGCUGCGACAGGCAAGUCUGUACCUAAGCGUGAAAAAGCCUGCAAGGAACUUCUUCUCACCGGUUAUUGCAAGAACGAGAAAAAUGGAUGCGAGUACAACCAUGAAAUUCCAGGCGUAAUUCGUGCAGGGCCUCCCGCGUCUUCAACAACCGCUGCCAAUGUGUCAACCUCUGUAGUGUAUUCAUCUUGGUCUUCCACGGCAUCGUCUUCCCUCAGCUCUGGGGCAGUUGCUGCAAUAAGGAACCAUAGGUUACCAGUUUCUGCUCCAGCAUUUGUUCCUGCAGCUGUAGCAGCAGCCCAAAGGGCUUCUUUGAGUGCUUGGGGUGGUGUGACUCCUGGGAAAUGUGUUGCGGUGACUUCACAAGCCACUUCGACAACCAUUUCUACGACACAGAAUGACAGCCUUAGUGUAUCUUCAGGACAGACAUCUGUGGUCGAUACUCAAACAACCUCAGCUCCAGGAUCGUUAGUAGAGGAAGCUGAAGUUAGUGGAAAUCCAGAUACAAUCUCCAGUGGUAUCUCUGUGAGCACCUCGCUCAGCUCAUUUAGCAAUUCUUUACUUAAUGCACAGCCCUUCAUUCCUAGCAUUUCUUCUGCAAUAAGCGGGAGUUUAAAUGGCCCCUCACCCCCAUAUAGUGGUACUACUCAAGGAGCAAGUGUUGGGAGUGCAAAUGCAACACCGUUUGUGCCAUCAGGGGGUUCAGUUGCCUCCGCGGUUAGUGCUGUUCCCUUUGUGCCAAGAUCAAGGCAGCACCUUGUGACUGGAGCGACAACGGGAGGUGGAUCGUCGGGUAUGGGUUGGGCCUUACAGCCGGUUAGCUCCUCCUUGAUGGCGUUGGGAGGUCCUGCACCUCAACAACAGCUACAAAUUAGGCAACAUCAAUUGUCACAGCUUCAACAGCAAAUACAGCAACAAGUUGCUGCGCAAGCUCAGGUGCAAGCUCAGUUGCAAGCUCAGGUGCAAGCUCAGGCUCAAGCACAAGCUCACAUGCUAGCUGCUGCAGCUCGUGGUAUUAGUGGAAGUGUACUUAGCAAUAACCAGUACAUGGGAAUGGACAUGCCUACAGUUUUGCCUUCUUUUCGUUUGCCCGAUGGGGAUGAUCCUGCGCUUGGCAUGACAGCUAUGUCUCCUCCAAAUCCAUCAUUCUCGACCAGGGCACAACUACUGCAGCAUAUGCAAAACAUGCAACUGCAGCAGCAGCAUCAAGCAUUCUCUGGUCAGUCAUCGCCCUAUUCUCUACGUUCGCUUCAGAGAACCGGGGCUCAGACUCCUGAGAAGCAGCAGCAACUGUUGAAUUCGCAAUCUGAGGUGCAACAAUCUCAAUCACCACCAUAUGCAAUAUGGCUGUCACAAAGUUUAGGCACUCAUACCCCUGAGAAGUCGCAACCUCUCGCUUUAAAAGCGGAUGCAGGUGGCUCUGUGUCAUCUUCAUUAGCACUCUCCAAUGAUAAUCAAGUGCAAGAGCACGUGCUUCCCUCAACCCCUGAAAGACGAGAGUCUGAUCAACUCUCUGUGCAAUCCUUAGAACAUAUUGGUCCUCCACAGUCACCUCAACAAACAGGGCAGAUUCAAAGUCCUCAGCAGCAGCCCACUGCUGUGUCUCAGUCAUCAACAAAGCAACAGCAGCAGGCACAAAUUCAGCACCAAAUACAACUUCAGGCACUACAACAGCAACGAAUGCGGCACAGAAUGCAGCAGCAGCAACAACAACAACAACAACAACAACACUUUCAGCAGGGUCAACGAGUUCUUACUGGCACUGGCUUAACCCAGCAAAGGUUGCCAUCUGUAAGGUCACCUUCCCCAAUCUCUGGGUCUUCUCCGGUUGCAGCUGCAACACAUGGAGGAGCGACUUAUUUCUUAGGUCCUGGCCAAGGCAUCAGCAGCUUGUCACAUGCAUUUAGCUCACCUGUUGGACGCAAUGAAUCGCGUACUGCAAGGAGUCAGUUCCCAGCUGGCACUGUACCCUUCGGGUCACGGUUCCUUCCGGAUCAGUUACGUGAGGAGCUUCGACGUCGUCACUCUUUGAUCCAUGCCCAGCUGGACCCUGAGCAAGAUCUUGUUGACCUACCGGAGAUGGUACAGCGAUUCCAUUCUUUAUAUCCCCUUGAAGAUGUUAAUCGUGAAGAUGAAAUUCCUAGCGCCUCAUUUGGUGUAAGGACGAUGCUUUUUAAAGGAAUCUCUUCGUCAGAUGGUCAAGCCUAUGCCAUUCGGCGGAUUGACAGUCACCAGGUGAUACCCACGGCUGAGCUGGCUAAUACAGCAGUUGAAGUUGUGGAACGUUGGGCACCUUUUGCUCGUCAUCCUCACAUUGUUGCAAUUAGGGAGUCCUUUGUAAGUCGAGAAGUGGAGGAUUCUGCAGCUUUGUUCUUUGUGCAUGACUAUUAUCCUGCUGCCCUUACUCUUCAAGCAAUUCACUUGCAACAGGAGCAACCAAGUGGUGUUGUACAUUUGACGGUGAAUGAGGAACAGCUUUGGAGCUACAUGGUGCAACUGGCGACUGUUCUUCGGGCUGUACAUAGUGCUGGCCUAUACUUCCGUCCUGGAGGUUUACAUCCGUCAAAAGUUAUCCUAACAAGCAAGGGUAGGAUACGCGUAUCUGGUGUUGGUAUCCUUGACGUUCUUCAUGGUGAUCCAUCCGAUGAUCCUCGGAUGUUCCAAAGAGAAGAUUUAGCAGGGUGUGGCCGUCUAAUACUUGCACUCGCAUGUGGGUCAACUGCUAAUGCAUCGUUGGAAUUUAUGGGAUCUCAUUAUUCGGCUGACCUAGUUCGAAUCACUCAGGCUUUGUUGGCCUCAUCCCCUGAGAAGUCAGAGGGAGCGGGUAUCUGCAGUAUUCGGCAAUUGUGCUCUGCUUUAGCAGAUCGUAUGUUCAAUGAGAUUGAGAAUGUUCAUAUGCAGAAUGAUGAAAACUUGAAUGAACUGAGCAAAGAGACUGAGAAUGGGCGUCUCUUACGCAUCCUUGUCAAAUUGGGAAUGAUAAAUGAGCGGCCUGAGCAUGACAUGGAUCCAGCGUGGUCUGAAAUUGGUGACCGGUAUCUGCUCAAGCUAUUCCGGGAUUCCGUCUUUCACCAGACAUCAGAGGAAGGGACACCAGUUAUUGAUUGGGGCCACGUUGUUGAAUGUCUUAACAAGUUGGAUGCCGGAGUCCCCGAGAAGUUAAUUUUAUUGAGUCGUGAUGAGCGGUCAAUGCUCAUUGCGUCGUAUGCUGACUUGAAGAGAUGCCUCGAAAAUGUCUACCAAGAACUUCUAGUAAGGGCAUCUGGAGACAAGGCAAGGCAAGCACCCCCUCAGAACAUGCUUAUGCAAUCACCAGUUCGUCUUAGCCAGAGGCUACAUGUAAUCUGAGCGGCGCAGUUUACAGAGAUUCAUGGAGAUUGGCAGCUCUUAGCUAGGCUUUGGUCAGUUCCUUCAGUUUAGGAAAAUCUCUUGACAAAGUCCAUCAGAGAGAUAAAUUGUAUGAAUUUGCACCCAGUAAAGGGGAGGUUCUGCCAAAGUCGACUUUGGAGAGUGUUUCAUUGGUCGAGUUGUACAUCUCUUUAUGUAAUUUAAUUGUUCACCACUCAGGAAAGUCUUUGUAGUCCUUCAGGUUAAUAAAAAUAAAAAUCUUUAAAACUAAAA